AUGGUGCUCACCUUCACCCUCUGCCUCCUGGGCAGCUCUGCUUGGCUCCUGAUCUCCACGGCUGAGGCUCGAGUUCCCCUGUGCCCGCUCCCAAACAUCCGCUAUGGGACGAGAGUACCCCGUGCUCGCCUUUACUACAGGCCCGGGGACAUCGUGAGCUUCACCUGCAACCCGGGCUACACCCUGCAGGGCUCCCGCAUCAGCACCUGCGGGGCUGACUUCAGAUGGAACCCACCUCUGCCAGCGUGCAAGAAGGAGGGGACGUGUCCUCGGCCACCGAACAUCGCCAACGGGCUGCACGCUGCACAGUCCCUGGACAAGGUUUCCCGAGGAGUGACUGUGCACUACAGCUGCAGGGAUGGAUACACUCUGGUUGGGAAUGAGUCCAUCACCUGCACGGAGGCUGGAGUGUGGAGCCGGCCCCUGCCCCGCUGUGAAGCAAUUGGCUGUAAGGUACCCAAGGUGCAGAAUGGGAAGGUCUACAAUCUGCAGAGCACCUACAAAGCUGGGGAGACUCUUCACUUUGACUGUGACAUAGGUUAUGCUGCAGAGAACACCUAUGAGAGUCAGUGCCAGCCUGGGGGAACUUGGGAUCCGCCAGGGCUCAUCUGCCAGAGGGUCCGACCCUGCCCUAUGCCUCCAGAGAUCACCAAUGGAAACCACAACGGCCAGGGCAAAGCAGAGUUUACCAUGGGAAUGUCUGUAAGAUACACCUGCAGUCCUGGCUAUUACCUGGUUGGAAAUGCUGAUGUAUUUUGCAGAGUCUCAGGGAGCUGGAGCCAGCCCGGCCCUCGCUGUGAAGAGGUGACGUGUCCUCGGCCACCGAACAUCGCCAACGGGCUGCACACUGCACAGUCCCUGGACGAGGUUUCCCGGGGAGUGACUGUGCACUACAGCUGCAGGGAUGGAUACACUCUGGUUGGGAAUGAGUCCAUCACCUGCACGGAGGUUGGGGUGUGGAGCCGGCCCCUGCCCCGCUGUGAAGCAAUCGGCUGCGAGAUACCCGAGGUGCAGAAUGGGAAGGUCUACAAUCUGCAGAGCACCUACAAAGCUGGGGAGACUCUUCACUUUGACUGUGACACAGGUUAUGCUGCAGAGAACACCUAUGAGAGUCAGUGCCAGCCUGGGGGAACUUGGGAUCCGCCAGUGCUCAUCUGCCAGAGGGUCCGACCCUGCCCCAUGCCUCCAGAGAUCACCAAUGGAAACCACAAUGGCCAGGGCAAAGCAUUUUUUACCGUGGGAAUGUCUGUAAGAUACACCUGCAAUCCUGGCUAUUACCUGGUUGGAAAUGCUGAUGUAUUUUGCAGAGCCUCAGGGAGCUGGAGCCAGCCCGGCCCUCGCUGUGAAGUGACUGUCUGCAUAAACCCAACUGCAGCCAAUGGGAGGCAAGUUGAUGUUCAAGGACUUAUCUCUGCACCUGGGCAAACACUGACAUUUCGGUGCCAGGAUGGUUACAGCCUGCAAGGCAGUGCCAAGGUCUCCUGCCAAGAGGAUGGAAGCUGGCAGCCUCCUAUUCCCAUCUGUGAGAGAUCAUUCCUUCACCAGAACUCCUUAAACAGGCUCGAAUCUUCAGGUGGUUGUGGUCCUCCCACAAGGUUACACUUUGCUGAGCUCAAUGAGGAGCAUAGAAAUACGAUUGAUUUUUCUGUUGGGAAGACUGUGCAAUACACUUGCCGACCUGGAUAUGCUAAACACCCAGGAAUGUCACCUACUAUAACAUGCCUUGAGAGCGGAGUGUGGUCAGAAGCACUAGAGUUCUGUAAAAGGAAGCAAUGCAGUCACCCUGGUGAACCUGUGAAUGGGAAAAUUAUUUCCCUGACAGACCUCCAGUUUGGGUCAACAGUGGUCUACGGCUGUGAGGAAGGGCACAGGCUAAUUGGACAAUCCAGCAGAAGGUGUGAGAUUUCUGGUGGACGUGUUGAAUGGAGCGGCGACGUUCCCGUUUGCCAGCGUAUCCCUUGCGAGCCACCUCCGGACAUUCCCAACGGGAAGCACACGGGCAGGCUGCUGAAUGAAUUCUACUAUGGCAUAGCUGUAACAUACACCUGCAACCCUGGGUUCCCACUCCACGGAGAGCCCUCCAUCCACUGCACCACCCAGGACGGGGAAAACGGCGUGUGGAGCCAGCCCAUCCCCACGUGUGGAGAGGCAAACUGUCCCGUCCCACGGGUCCAGAAUGGGAGGAUCGUGUCUCCUAGAUCUGCCUACUCACACCAGGACACCGUGACCUUUGAGUGUGAGCCAGGCUUUGUCCUGCGUGGCCACAGAGUGGUCCAGUGCCAACCCAAUAACACCUGGGAGCCACCCGUGCCAGUCUGCACUCAGGCUGGCUGCAGUGCACCUGCCAGGCUGGAGUUUGCUGAGCUGAAGGAGCCCCACAACAACCAGACCGUGUUCCCCGUGGGGAGGACAGUGGAAUACGUGUGCCGGCCGGGCUAUUCCCAGCACCCGGGGAUGCCACCAUCCAUCACAUGCCUCAGGAACCAGACGUGGUCUGUGGUGCUGGAGUUCUGUAAAAGGAAGCAGUGUCCUGACCCAGGGCACCCAGUGAAAGGCAGAGCUGUUGUCCUGACAGACCUCCUCUUCGGGUCCAAAAUUAACUACACUUGUGAUGAAGGGUACAAGCUGGUUGGAAGCUCUCAGAGAACAUGCGAGGUCUCUGGCACACGUGUCUCGUGGAGUGGAGAUGCUCCUGUCUGCCAACGGAUCGUGUGUGCUCCACCUCCGGCCAUCCCCCACGGGACACACAGCGGGCACUCGAGGGACACCUUCUCCUACGGGGACGUGGUCACCUACUCCUGUGACUCCGGGCACUCGCUGGCAGGAGAUCCCUCCAUCCUCUGCACCUCCUCAGACGGGGAGCACGGAGCGUGGAGCGGGCCAGCGCCGCGGUGCCAAGAGGUGAAGUGUCCCCCCCCUCCGAGCAUUCCCAACGGGAAGCACAGCGGCCAGCCCUCGGACAGGCACCUCCCGGGCUCGGCUGUGCAGUACAGCUGCUCGGAGGGCUACACCCUCAUCGGGAACGCCUCCAUCCACUGCACUGCCGCCGGGACGUGGAGCCGGCCCCGGCCCCGAUGUGAAGCAAUUGGCUGCGACAGCCCACAGAUCCAGAAUGGAAGAACGACUGGGCUGGAGACCACGUACAGACUUGGGGAUGUUGCUGUCUUCGAAUGUGAUUUUGGUUAUGCCUUGAGGGGCUCUCAACAGUCUCGCUGCCAGUUUGGGGGCAAGUGGGACCCUCCUUUCCCCACCUGUGAGAAGAUGCUGCCAUGUCCUUCCCCUCCAAAUAUCAAAAACGGCCGGCACGACAGCAAGGAUGUGGAUGUGUUUAUCCCUGGAAUGUCAGUGAAGUACUCCUGUGACCCGGGGUAUGUCCUCACCGGGAAAACGACAGUUUCCUGUUUGCCAUCUGGAUCCUGGAGCAUCCCUUACCCCCGGUGUGAAGUGAUCACCUGCACAAGCCCCAGCAUCCGGGAUGGAGAGGUGGCUGAAGGCCGGAGCGCUGUGUACCUUCCUGGGGCCAACAUCACCUUCCAGUGCCACCCAGGCUACGUCCUGCGGGGCAGCCAUGCAGCCAAGUGCCAGCCUGACGGCCGCUGGGUGCCUGCUGUGCCCACCUGUGAGCGAGAGCUGCUGUGCCCUGAGCCUCCCGUCAUCGCCCACGCCACGCACGGCGCGGAGCUCGGGGCCAACUUCACCAGCGGGAUGUCGGUGACCUACAGCUGCCAGCCCGGCUUCUCCCUCCUCGGAGCCCCUUCCAUCUGGUGCACGGCCUCGGGGAGCUGGAGCCUUCCAUACCCACGCUGUGCAGCUGGUUGUGGCACACCAACAAAGUUGUUGUUUGCUGAGCUGAACGAGGAGUAUAAAAAUCAGACUGAGUUUCCUGUUGGGAAGAUUGUGGAAUACACUUGUCAGGCUGGAUACGUGAAAGAGCCACAGAUACCACCAACUAUUACAUGUCUUGAAAAUCAAACAUGGUCUGAAGCCCUGGAGUUUUGUAAAUUGCUGCAGUGUCCUUCACCUCCAGCUAUUGACAACGGAAAUCACAACAGCCAGGACUUGGAAGUUUUCCCCCCUGGGAUGGUUGUAAACUACAGCUGUGACCCUGGGUACAGCCUCCUGGGAGAGGCAUCCAUCUACUGCACUGACUCUGGCAACUGGAGCCUCCCUCUCCCUCGGUGUGCAGGUGGCUGUGGUGCACCUCCAAACUUCACCUUUGCUCAGCUAACUAAGGAACACAGAAAUCAGGUGGAAUUUGCUGCCGGGGACACCGUGCGCUACAGCUGCCAGCCAGGAUACGUGAGACGCCCCGGAGUGUCCCCAACUCUGACCUGCCUCAAAAACCACACGUGGUCUGAAGCGCUAGAGUUCUGUAAAAGGAAGCAAUGUAUAUAUCCAGAAACACCCAAGAAUGGCAGAGUUGUUGUUCUGACAGAUCUCUUUUUGGGGUCCACCGUGAGCCACACGUGUGAGGAAGGGCACCAGCUGGUUGGACAGUCUCACAGGAGAUGUGUGAUUUUUGGACGAGAUGUCACAUGGACUGGUCUUCCUCCCCUUUGUCAGAAGGUGGUGUGUCCCCUCCCACAGAUCCAGAAUGGGAGGGUAACCCUUCUGAAAUAUCGCUACACCUACAAAGACACUGUUACUUUUAAGUGCCGCAAAGGUUUCACCCUGCGAGGCCAUCACACCUCCCAGUGCCGAGCUGAUAAAUCCUGGGAUCCUCCUCCCCCCGUCUGUGAGCAGGGUAAGUCUCAGCACUUGGACUCGUGUUUGCUCACCCACAUUUUUAAACUCUCAGUGUUGCAUCCAGAUGGAGUGGCAGAACAUUAUCAUCAUCCCAACACCACAACAAAGCCAGUGCUGCACUGCUCCAAGCCUGCAGAUAUCACUCAUGGGUCUCUCAGCAGCCCAGCAAAAGCGUUUUUCACUCCUGGAACAUCUGUGAGCUACAUCUGUGAUCCCGGCUUCUCUCUCCUUGGGACAGCAUCCAUUUAUUGCACACCAUCUGGAGCCUGGAGCCAUCCUCCUCCCGUCUGUCAAGCUGUGAAGUGCCUCCAUCCUCCAAACAUCACCAAUGGGAAGCUCAAAGGCAACAUCUCACACACUUUUCCCUAUGGAGCAUCUGUGUCCUACAGCUGCAAUCCUGGUUAUUCACUUGUUGGGAAUCCUUUUAUCAACUGCACGGUGUCAGGAACCUGGAGCCAGCCUCUUCCUCAGUGCAAAGAGAUCAGAUGUGAAUUCCCGGAUGUUCAAGGUGUUAAGAAAGCCAUUAAAGGAAACACUUAUCGUUCUGGGACCAACCUCACUCUUGAAUGUGAUGAUGGUUACACGUUGCAAGGCAUCAGUCAGACUCAGUGCCAAGAGGAUUUCAGCUGGGACCCUCCUGUGCCACCCUGUAAACUGACAUCACACAAGUCUGGGUCACUAGGCCUCGGAGUCGCAGCCGCGGGAGUUCUGCUGCUCCUGGGGGCAGGCAUUGUCUGGAAAAUAGUUUCCAAGCAGAAGGAAGGCUAUUAUCGUACAUAUGAAAAUUACAAUUACCAAACCCCUCUGAAUCUGGUAACUCAACAGAAAAGCUCAUGUCUGCCAUAGAAGGUAUGGAUUUAUAUUUCUCAACAUAAAAUAUCAGUUAUAGCUGCAACAAUUAUAUGCUUAUUUGUUUAUAUUGUUGUCUACAUUGUCUACUUCAAUGACUGUUUUACUAAUAUAAUCAUUCAAGCAGAAACCUCUUUCCCCUUAAUCUUCUGGUAAGAUGUUUUCUUUGGCAGAAUAAAAGAGACUGUUUUAAACAUACUGGGGUUUUUUUAGACAUCCUAUUUUUCUUUCUGAAACCAACCUCAACGUGUGUCUUUCCUUUUCUGUAAUCUGAAUGGAUAGUGCUCACAGGUCAGACUUCCAGACUAGUCCUUGCUUCUGACAUAAAACUGCUUUCAAUUUUUUUAUGGUUUAUGGGAGAGCUUGCUCUCUAAAAGACUACUUAACCAGCAGUAGUGUCAGAAAAAGACACUGAACUGGGCUUUUGGUUUUUUUUUCUUGCUUUCACACUUACUACAAUGAUAUUUUUACUGACAGGUGAAUCUACUUUCUAUGCUGAAUCUGUUGGAGCAAAGAGUGAAUUUUCAGUGUUAGCAGCACUCUGAGCAUAAUCAGCUUUGACUAUAAAGAGGCUUGGUUUUGGGUCACUUCUUUGAAACAAAGCACUUCCCAGAAAUUCUCUCCUCCCUCCCUGAGUGACAAUGUAAUCCCUAGACAUCAGCACGGAAACAGGAAAAGUCUAAUUAUAACACGAGCAUGUCAUCUUUUUCCUAGGCUGGGCACCCGUGUGGCUGCUAACCAGGGACUUGGCUCGUUCUCCACAGGGAGGGCUGCAUGGAAGUGCUGCUCGAGACUGAAAUUCUGUGGCAAAAAUAAGACACCUUAUUGUAAAUCUUUAAUGCUCAUUCUGCUCCCAUUAAUUACUGUAAUAAUCUAACGAGGCUCAGACUGCACGCGGCGCGGAUGCUGCCCCCGAGGGAAUUCUGUGUGCUGCUUCUGAUCAAGAAUACUUCAUCUGCAAAGCCAAAAAAUCUGGAUAAGCAAGUGCCAUUAAAGCGUUCCUGCGCGGGGGUGGGAGUCACAGCAUGUUAAUUAAUGUCUUAAUAACAGCUGCAUUCACAUCUCUGUAUUUCCUUUCAGCAA
This is a messenger RNA of Pseudopipra pipra, 6678 nucleotides long. It is a transcript of the gene CR1, whose product is annotated as complement C3b/C4b receptor 1 (Knops blood group). Bases 1 to 5592 code for a protein of 1863 amino acids. The transcript has 36 exons. The record is from RefSeq and is a predicted model, not a curated record. NCBI's taxonomy places the organism in Eukaryota, Metazoa, Chordata, Aves, Passeriformes, Pipridae.